Molecule: messenger RNA, 2458 nt
Organism: Malurus melanocephalus (red-backed fairy wren)
Lineage: Eukaryota; Metazoa; Chordata; Aves; Passeriformes; Maluridae
Product: G-protein coupled receptor 83-like
Exons: 6
Coding region: 322-1560 (412 amino acids)
Biological process (GO): neuropeptide signaling pathway
Cellular component (GO): membrane
Molecular function (GO): neuropeptide Y receptor activity
Source: RefSeq, a predicted model, not a curated record
GUGCGGUGCGGGAUGUGCGGAGUGUGCGGUGCGGGGUGGGCAGCGCGGGGAGCCGGAGGAGCCGCUGCUGCCCCUUGGGACCGGGCGUCGACGGGGACAAAAACGGCCGGGCAGUGUGAGAGUGGAAGGUGAACAUUUCUGCAUUGGGAAGAAACUUCUGCAGCAGCAGCACAGGAUGGUCAGGCAGCCUGCUUGAGCCCAGAGCUCACCUGCAAAGCUCUUGCUCUUCUUGAUAUAAGAGAGAAUGUGUGUUCCCAGACCAGCCUCUUUCUGACAUACCUGGAACUGCUCCCCAGCAGGGAAGACUGCACUUGACCUACCAUGCCUCUCUCACUGCUUCAGCCAUACAGGUCACAGGUGAUGGCGUAUCGUGAGGAGUUUGACCACUACUCUUCCCUGGCCAAACUCAUGUCCAUCUACCACACAAGCAACAGAACCAUCUUCAACUGGACAGAGAGCCGCAUUGUUGAGUGGGAGAAAUUUGCUGAGCUGGCUAAAUAUGAGCCAGAAUCCCAGAAACCAACAGUGAAAGCUCUCCUAAUCGUGGCAUACUCGAUCAUUAUCAUCAUGUCUCUCUUUGGGAAYGUGCUGGUGUGCCAYGUGGUGCUGAAGAACAAGAGGAUGCACUCAGCCACCAGCCUCUUCAUAGUCAACCUGGCCGUGUCAGACAUCAUGAUCACGCUGCUCAACACACCUUUCACCUUGGUCCGGUUUGUGAACAGCACAUGGAUCUUUGGAAAGGCCAUGUGCCACAUCAGCCGCUUUGUGCAGUACUGCUCCCUCCACGUGUCCACACUGACCCUGACGGCCAUCGCUCUCGACAGGCACCAGGUCAUCCUGAACCCUCUGAAGCAGAGGAUGUCUCUGACAAAGGGAGCACUGAGCAUCUCUGUUAUCUGGCUGAUGGCAACCUGUUUCUCSCUGCCCCAUGCCAUCUAUCAAAAGCUUUUCCAGUAUAACUACAGGGAAGCCACUGUCCGGAGUCUGUGCCUCCCUGAUUUCCCUGAGCCUGCAGAGCUGGUGUGGAAGUAUCUGGACCUGUCUACUUUUAUCCUUCUUUACCUUCUGCCUCUGCUGAUCAUCACUGUCACCUACAUGCGCCUGGCCAAGAAGCUGUGGCUCCGCAAUGCCAUCGGGGACGUCACCACGCAGCAGUACGUCAUCCACCACAGGAACAAGAAGAAGAGCAUCAAGAUGCUGAUGCUGGUGGUGGUGGUCUUUGCRGUCUGCUGGUUCCCCCUGAACUGCUACGUGGUGCUCAUCUCCAGUCUGGGCAUCAAGACAAAGAACUCGCUCUAUUUUGCCCUGCACUGGUUCGCCAUGAGCAGCACCUGCUACAACCCCUUCAUCUACUGCUGGCUGAACGAGAGUUUCCGCACGGAGCUCCGGUCCCUGCUGUGCGUGUGCCAGAAGGUGCCACAGGCUCAGGAGCAGGAGCUGCCACCCAGGGCUGUGUCCUGCCGUGAGGCGUGGCUGGAGCAGGCCAGGUGCAGGAAGGGACCUGCCUCCCAGGCCAGCUGCUCCCCCAGGAACCCCUCAACAGCCAACACGGACCUGUGAGCCACGGGGCUAAGGGGGGUUAUCCGGCUGGGGGAGGCAUCAGAGGGCAUCUCCCAGUGUCCCCUCAGGAACCAGCAUUGCUGCUCUGCUGACUUUGGCCGGUCUCACUGCAGCCCCUCCUCUGYUUGGCAUGGUGGGCACACAGCCUCUCCAGCACUUUCCCAGUAAAACCCAUGCUGCAGCUGGCCCAGGGACAGGAAUAUGUACAGGGGACAUAGACCUUCUCCAACACGGUGACCUGCUUUCAGAUUUUCCUUUUUAUUGCUAAGAGAGGGAGUAGACCUGGGUUUCUGUCACUGGCCUAAGUCACUGACCUGUAACAUGCCAUAACAUGGGGCUCUGCACAUCACAGGAUCCAUUAUAAGUGUUUGAAGGAAGGCCUUGGACAUCCAGAUGAACUCCAUCCACAGAAGUAUCACCAGAUAGUAUAGCAAAGCCUCCCAGCAGAGUGAGAAGGAACAGGACAGAAGGGAAGAGAGUCGUUGCUUCAGGCCACUUGACCCCAGCUGGGCACCUCAUCUGUGCACUGCAAUGCACACCAGAAGAAGACAGCAGAGCACGAGGAGUGGCAGCAGGGAUGGUUGAAUACUUGGUCCUUGAGAGACGUUGCUUGGAGCUCAACAAUCACUGAAUUUGGGAAUUCAAAGCUGCCUGUGCUGGGUGUCAGCGCUGUCCUCGCUCAGUGUAGAGCAGGGUUUGUUUUCAGUCAUAAAGUAUUGUGAGUUUUUCAAAAUGUGAAGAUAAUCUCCAAUUAAUGAGCAUCACUUCAUUUAAUUAUUAAGAGAAGCUAUCAUUUGCUUUUUUAUUGUUCCUCACCCCUCAUUAGCUUUUGCUGAGCAGCUCUCUAACUGCCAUAUAUUGUCUUUCAUAUUUCUUAGCUUUGUUUUCCUUCCUUCCU